This is a messenger RNA of Porites lobata, 2439 nucleotides long. The record is from the annotation of a GenBank genome assembly. Lineage: Eukaryota; Metazoa; Cnidaria; Anthozoa; Scleractinia; Poritidae.
AUGUUGAAUGCAGCGGAAUUCUGGUACUUUCAGAUUGUCAUCAGCAAGUCUACACGAUAUGACGUUAAUCAUCGUAAUUCAGUUACUGCUCCAUCUGUUUCUUACCGCGAAAGCCUGUACGGAGAUCCGAGUAGCUACACAGGACAAAAGUACUGUAGUCAUCGGCAGGAGAAUGGAAUGGUCUUCCGAUCUCCGGUCAGACACCCCAUAGUGGAACCCCAGGGGUAUUUUCACAAGGUCAAUCUAUCCGUUAACUGCACUAAUACUGAUCAUGCUGGUACACCACUUCAAGACUGGACAAAUAGAUACACCGUCAUCUACCUCAAUGCUUUCGGUCGGGAUAUUGCCAGUGAUAGAAUGAAUAGCGAGAGAUUGUCUGUGGGUGCGCUUUAUUUACCCAACUUUACCACGUACCAGGUACAUAUCUAGUCCAAAUAGUGAAGCCUAUUAAGCGCGCGUAUCGCGCUCCGCCCUCGCGCUAAGGUAUUGUCGAAAAAAAGGAAGAAAAACGUCUGUGGAUAGGUUAGAGUAAAUGUUAUGACUCUUCCUUUGUUACCCUUAGUUUGGCUUUCUUUUUGCCGCGAGAAUUGGCGAGCAGCAACACUGUGAUUGUCUGGUGGGGCCUGGGCACUUGAGAUCUGCGUAAAUGUCUCGAAUGCUCACAGUGAUUACUUUUUUAGAAAGAAAAUCUAAGACACUAUGACCCAGGCCCUCUAUGAGAGACGUUGCCUCGUCCCUAUUCGGCGUUUUCCCAGGCCUUCUCGGUCAAUGCAUGACGAUGACGUAUCCGAGGCGAACGGCCGGGAGACUCGCUCGGACCACGUCACUCGAAACGCGUAACCCACAGAAAAUAAUGAGGUGCGUAGGGACUUGGCAAUGAGAGAUGGACUGAUCCCUUCGUGAACAGCCCCAUGCACGCAGUUAAAACAUCGAACGUCCGGGAACACCUGGGAGAGCAGGGAUGCUCCGCUCGAAAAGGCUACCCGUGCUUUUCCAGGCUAGAGCUUCGUAAAUGAGCUGGGAUCAACGAGUGGGAUCAACGAGUUCAGGCAUGAAAAGAGGUACUUUUCUUGGCAAGGUAAAAAAUAUAAAAGAUCAAUCUCCUCCCUACCGCUUUUUCCUACGAAAAUGUGAUGGGCGAGAAAUUCACAUUUUCCACAGCGCUAAUUUAUUAUAUCCAAGAUUUUAGAGUGCAUGAGAGAACACGUGACCAGUGGAUGCCAUGUGCUUUUCCUGCUCCUCCCAUUUUCUAAGUGUAAAGCCCUGGGGACAAGGUUGUAAAAAGGUGAGGGCUUGGGGCUUAGGACAAUCCUUUCUUGAUGGAGCUCCGCCAUUGUCCCUAGCACAUGUCAAUAUGCACUAGUCGGUCAUCAAUCAAUUGAAAACUUUAUAAAAACUAGUCGACCAGUUCUUUAAAAUUAGCGAUUGUACUCGAUGCAGGUGUCAAAAAAGAAAUUGGCUAUUUCCGAAUAACCCAACUUACCACUCUUUCUCAGAACGAAGGUAAGUGCACUCUGUUCUCAUGCAAACAGCUGAUGCAAAUAGAGUUCAGUAUCGCAUUUAACUUCUCUUCCAUGGUGAAGGGCUUUGGAUCUUUCUCAAGCGACUGCCUCCUCCUUUCGUAUAUGCUACUAAGUGCGUUUUAAAAUGUAUUUAACUCUUCUCGUUUGUAACACAGGACGUUUGUGGGAGCUUGUGCAACAUUCGUCCAUAUCUAAUUUACAACUUCCUAAAUUCAUUCUGGGAAACUUCGCGACCGUCCAGGAGGUACAAGAGGCAUUGGACAACGGAUCGUUUCCGCUGGUGUUUGAUCAAAAGGUCAAUUUGUCCGGAAUAGACACCCUUGAAAUUCACUACACCAUUUACGACAAAACUGGAGCAGGCAUCAUAAUCGAGUUUACUAACAACGGGAGAACAGUUUACGAAAACACCGUCGGCGUGUGUACCAACUCUCCGCCUUAUGAUUUCCAUAUGAUUAAUCUUCGUAAUUAUGUUGAACUCAACAAAACCGCACACGAGGCUUUGCAUUUGGGAGGAUAUGUUUUCACACCCCUCGGUCAAGGCAGUGGUUUGCUUGGUACCCCAGGCGAUUUGACACCUCCCUCCAGACUGGUUCGCGCCGCUACGCUGACUCACUUUGCUGAUCCGGUUAAGACGAGCGACGAGGCCGUAAACUUGGCUAUCCAUAUCCUGAAUACUGUGGAUAUUCCCCAUGGAGUUGCCGGCAAAGACUAUACCAACUGGAUCGUCGCCAAGGACCUUACCCAUAAGGCGCUGUACUAUCGUACCUACAAUGAUCUGACUAUCCGUGUGAUAUAUCUCGACAAGGUACAGCCACAGGGGAAAAUGCUCAAUCUCUCGCUGUCGACACCGGUCAGGGGCUUUAAGGAUACCACCGAUGAGUUGGAAACUGUUGAUGUGGGGCACACGGAACUCUAA